GCUAUCCUUCGGAAGGAGCACUUCAUCGGUUUUCACGCGAUGCGCUUUCAGCAUGUUCAUUCUCGCGCGCGUCAGUUACACAAAGUAUACAUGGAUGUGAUUUUCGUGGGCGAUAUCAAUGUUAAUUUUUGAAAUUUGAACCUCAAUUCUAGGAUUUAUCACCCGUGGAUGCACAAAUAUUGAAGCGUGAUUGAUAAUUUGUGCAAAUAGAAAAUGUCCGGAAUAAAUAAUACAGAGUGAGAAAGUUCAAAUUUAAGUUCGUGAGAAACUAUGAUGUUAGUGUAGUUCUAAUUGUUGUACCACCUAAAAAAGUGUAAACCCGUUCCGAUGGUUUCGGUAAUGUGCAACUGAGAAGAUGGAAACGCUGUGGACCUUGUUUCUAGUGUGGUGUGUGUUGUGUCUCUACGAAUUAACGGAUGCAGCCAGGUGGGCGCAUUCGGCGAUGCUUAGUCCCGACUAUAGGCUUCUGUGGUCGUUAGGGCCAAGCCCGCAAGACAUAACGUUCGAACUUCAAGUGAGGACAUUAGGUUACGUAGGGUUCGGAUUCUCAAAGGACGGUAGAAUGGCCGGUUCUGAUAUGAUUGUCGGUUGGGUCGAUCAAGGACAAGUAUAUUUUCAAGACCGGCAUGUAAAAGAGUCGCCCGCAAGCGCCGCGGAUCGUGAACCGGAAGUUGACCCCAGUCAGGACUAUCAACUUCUCCUCGGAUAUGAAAAUAAUACUCAUACCGUGCUACGUUUUAGAAGGCGACUAGACACUUGUGAUCACCACGAUGUUCCUAUUACGAAUGACACUAUGCGUAUAGUAUGGGCUUAUCACCGGAAUGAGCCUGUGGGUGGAUUAGUCGGUCCAGGAUCAUUACCCCAACACGACGUCGAGUCGCGGGGUAGUCAAUCUUUAUAUUUGGUUCAACGAGCGGAUCAAGACGCUCCAGGUCCCGAGGAGACAACGCGCACGUGGGAGUUACGCAACCCGUCGGUACAAUCACCGGCGCCCGGGGAUACCCUCUAUUGGUGUAGGGUGUUUCGUCUCCCUACACUUUCGCGGAAGCAUCACCUUAUUCGGUACGAGCCCUUGCGAGGCGCUAGGACGGCGAGCGGACUACAACACGUUGUCCUAUACGAAUGUCAGGAGACAUCCCAAGUUGAGCAUUUGGCCGGAACGCCCGGGAGACAGUGUUACGAGACAGGCUCUCAACCUUUAGCUUGUAAUACUGUCGUUGCUAGCUGGGCACGGGGAUCGGAAGGUUUCAGUUUCCCUCCAGAAGCCGGAUAUCCUUUCGAACCGUCUGCUAGUCGGUAUUAUCUCCUAGAAACGCACUAUAUAAGUCCUUAUGAUGACAAUUUGGGAGGUUUGGAAGGUUCCGGGUUAAAAUUAUAUUAUACUCCGGAGUUGCGUCGACAUGAUGCUGGAGUUAUAUCUGUUGGAAUAGAUCCUAACUGGCGUCAUAUUAUACCGCCGGGACAACAAAGGGUUGUCUCUUCCGGACAUUGCAUAUCCGAAUGUACAAAGCAAGCAUUUCCGAAAUCCGGUGUGAAUAUGUUUGCAGUUGUGAUGAGAACGCAUAGAAUUGGUAGACAAGUAGCUCUGAGGCAUGUUCGAGACGGAGUGGAGCAGGCUCCUAUUGCGAGCGAUGACAACCUCGACGCUGAUUAUCAAGAGUACCGAAAACUGAUAGCACCCGCUAAAAUACUACCUGGAGACCACUUAAUAGCGGAGUGCACUUAUAACAGUUCAGGAAGAUCAGCAAUAACGCUCGGCGGGUUAACAAGUAGAGAGGAGACAUGUUUAGUUAUGGGACUUUACUAUCCUCGACAACGUUCUUUGGCAGCCUGCCACAGUUUGCCAAGUUUACCAACUGUUUUACAUUCGCUCGGCAUUCAAGAGCUUAGCCCCGGAUCAAAUCCCGUGCGCAUAUCGGCACCCCCGGAGCUGGCAGGCAUGACACUAGAAUCUCGCCUCGUCUCCUACGAUUGGGAAAAUCAAUUUCAAAGUUUUCAAGAGGCUACGAAAAGGGGAUCCUUCAAACCGCUAUGUUGGACGACACAGUCAACUUUGUUACCCGGCACGGACAUACUGGAGGCGCACUAUCCGAACAUCACUAAACCUUUUUUACGUAGCAGUAGCGAUCAGUGCAACUAUAAAAAGUAUAGUACGGAAGGUUGGUUGUCGGGUACUCCAUUAAUUGAACUUGAUGGUAACCACAUCGAGGGCGCAGCACGAAGCAAAGUGUCACGAAGCAGUAGUCCGGCAGCUGUUGAGGAAUCCUUAGGACUGAGUCGUACCAAUUCUGGGGUCGUGACGCAGAUUUCUAUAUUCAUUGAAGUCGCAUUAUUACUGCUGACCUUUUUGUACCGCUAAAUGUGAUCUCUUAAAAUAAUCUAAAUCCUUUAGACUGGAUAGAUAAUAUUUCAACAAGUCAAGUCAUAGGGGCCUGCUGUGAAGAUAAUCAGUGAUGUUGAGAUGAGUGAAUGUGUUAGUGUAUGUAUCGCGUGGUUGAAUUACAAGACUUAAGUGGCGGCUUCCAGACUUUCUGUUGUUAUUAAUUGAUAAAACUAAUUUUAAUUGUUUAUUCGUUAUUGUGCAAUUAAAUCAGCCGUGAUUAUUUUGUGACUCUGUGCGUGGAAAUGGAGCCGUCAUUCUAGUCCGUUAAAUGUAGAGACAUGUCGGAUAUUGUAUAUUAUAAUGAAGUGAUGUUAAAUGGGACUAACGAGAGACAAGAGAGCGCAUAUUUAAACUGUGUUAGAUACUUAUCACAUUUGUCACCUAAUCGGAUACGAUCCGCCAUUUGCGCCGCCGUCUGGAGCUGUGAUGCAAGUAGAAUAAGCACUUAGAAAGUUUCCGUUUCUAUGUUCUUCGUUUGGUUGCUAAAAUUGUUAGGAUUUUAUCACACCCUCCUAUUCUUUCCACUUUUAGUUUCCCCCUUUGUAAUUACGUGUAAAUUCUUAAUGCAAUCGUUUUUGUAUUUAUUAGUCUCGACUGGUGCUAUAUAAUUUUUAAUGUACCCAUUAUAUGUACUAUACUUUUAUUUAUUAUUACCGAUAUGGAUACUUGUUAGAAAGAAAUGAUUCUGUACAGUGUAGAUAAACUCGUGUAAUAUAUUUUAUAAAUAAAUCUCGAAGAAUAAAUAGCUAGCAAUAACAUUA
Messenger RNA from Photinus pyralis (common eastern firefly), 3144 nucleotides. RefSeq names its product MOXD1 homolog 2 (gene olf413). The record is from RefSeq and is a predicted model, not a curated record. NCBI's taxonomy places the organism in Eukaryota, Metazoa, Arthropoda, Insecta, Coleoptera, Lampyridae. Gene Ontology annotation, biological process: dopamine catabolic process; octopamine biosynthetic process; norepinephrine biosynthetic process. The transcript has 7 exons. Bases 356 to 2359 code for a protein of 667 amino acids. Gene Ontology annotation, molecular function: copper ion binding; dopamine beta-monooxygenase activity. Gene Ontology annotation, cellular component: secretory granule membrane.